AUGUUUCCAACUUUCAUUAGCAUCCUAGAUAUUCAAUCAUGGUGGGAGGUACCGAGCAUCGCGCACUUUUGUUCGUUGUUUCGAACCGCCUUUAAUCUCUUAGAUUUCGACAUAGAGGAUUUAGAAGAAGCCCUGCUCACCGACGGCACGGAAGAAUCCUCCUGGCUGCAGGACCUCAUCGUACGAUUGCUCAGCGGCUGCCUGCCCGACAAUGAAAUCUCCACGUUCAACUACCAGAUGUUCCUGAGACGUUUGUUCCGCCAGAAAUGCCAGGAACACGAUCUCUACAAUCCCUUUAACACCGACAUCGACUUCCAGCUGUUGCCGCUUCGCACCAAAGUCGACAUCUUGCACGCCCUCUGCGACUUUCGCCUCGACGCCGAAGACGUGCUCGAGCGGCUCAGGAACCUCGAAGCGGACAGCCUGCGCGUGGAACCCUUGGGUUACGACGGUAAUGACUCCGCCUAUUGGUACUUCUACGGCACCAGAUUGUACAGGGAGGACUACACGACGAGGAACAACAAGAAGAAGGCCGUGUGGCAAGUGAUCUGCUUCACCGAGGCCGAUUGGUUGCAGCUCACCAAGAAGCUGAGGCGGUCCGAGGACGGGGCCGAGCGUCGGUUGCAUCUGACGCUGAGCGAGAACUUCCUGCCGGAGUUGCCGCGUCUGUUCAAGGAGAAGGAGAACCUGGCCAGGAAGCGGUUGCUGGAGAACCUGCCGAGGAGGACGUCGGGGCGGUUGAAGAAGAACGAGGCCGAUCAUGAGAAGGAGGUGGAGAAGAAAGAUAACAACGUGAAAGGCGGCGGUGGAGGAGGCGAGGAGAAAUCGAAACGGGAGAAAGAAGAAGAAGAAGAGGAGGCGAAGAGGAGAGAUUUGGAAACGAGACGACAGGAGGCGUACGAGAGACGGAGCAAAUUGAAAGAGAAAGCGAGAGAGGACGAUGAGAAUGUAGAGUACGAAUCGUCGGACAAGAUGUCGAACACUCGUAGCAAAAAAUCCAAAACUAAAGAGAAGACAAACUUUAAAGAUGAAAAAUCAUCGAAGAACUCGAAGCACAACAAAAAACGCGAUCGACAACAACAACAACAACAACAACAAGAACAACAACAACAGAGCGAUAGCGAAACGACGACGGGCAACAAAUUGGCGACGUCGAAACCUUUGUCGAUCGGUCGUCAAACGAACAAUUCCCUUUCGGCCGUUACCGGUCAAAUUCUCAUCGAACCGCCGAAGAAUCACAACAAGAAGAAAUUGAAAACUUCGCAAGUGUUCCGACAGACCGACGAGGACCUUCGCACCGGCAUGCACAAGAUCCUCGAUUCGGUGAAAAACCACGAGGACGCCUGGCCAUUCACCGAUCCCGUCGAAGAGGAGUACGCCCCGAAUUACUAUUCGAUCGUCAGGAAACCCAUGGACCUCCAAAGGAUGGAGGAACGUUUGGAUGCCGCCUAUUACAAGACGUUCGAUAAGUUCCGAUCGGAUUUCCAGCUGAUCGUGGACAAUUGUAAAUUGUACAAUGGCGCCGAGAACGAAUACACCGAAAUGGUGGACAAUCUCCUGCGCGCCUUCGAAAAGGCCACCGUCAAAUACUUGGAUCAAGCCACCUCGUCCGACGACGAAAUCGCCAUCGAAUUCCACUCGAAAUCGAACGAAAAACGGGCGAAAAAACCCGAAGACGAGCCCGCUAACGCCGCGCAGGCGCGUCGCAAACCCACUUUGGCCGCGCAAACGGACAGGAAAAGGCACCGAUCCGAUUCGGAGGAUUCCUUCGAAGACGACGUGGCUGUUCGCCCGGCCCCGACGAGGCCGAACAAGCUCAGGAAACGAGACCGAUCCGACGCCGCGGCGGAGGCGGCUCGGAAAAUCGCCAUCGCCGCCUCCAACGACAAAUCUGGUAGCUCUAAUAAGCCUUCGGGCGGUGGCAAAAAAACGAAGAAAAUCAAGUCGCCGGCGAAAGAGAAACCGCCGGCGCAAUCGACGAAGUCGAAGGUCAAAUCGAAGAAGGCCGGCAAACGAGAGAAAGAGAAAGAUAAAGAGAAAGAGAAGGAGAAAGAGAAAGAGAAGGAGAAAGAGAAAGAGAGGGAUAGGGAUAAGGAGAGGAAGAAGAAGACGAAGGGGAGGAGCGCGAGUUCGAGUCCGCCGCCGUCGAGCGACAGCCCGCCCCCGUCGAGUCCCGAGGGGCGGUUCGAUUUCUGCCCUAAGGGGUUGGGGGGCAGGCGGAGGCGGUUCGGCGAGUUCGAAGACGGCUAUGACGACGACUCGUCGAAGGAACGUGAGUAUUGCGAUAUGUUUUUAUUUUUUUUUUUUUAUGUUACGAGGGCGGGGUAAAGAGUUGUCGGUUCGAUAUGCGAGGAGAGGAAUGGGGGGGGAACCAUUUAUAAGGCUUUAGAAGCGUUUGGAAUCGUUUAGAAUCAUUUAGAACGCUCCAGAAUCAUUUAGAAUGCAUCAGAUUCAUUUCGAACGGUUUAUAAUCAUUUGGAACUGUCUAG
Messenger RNA from Phyllotreta striolata, 2489 nucleotides. The record is from the annotation of a GenBank genome assembly. NCBI's taxonomy places the organism in Eukaryota, Metazoa, Arthropoda, Insecta, Coleoptera, Chrysomelidae.